This is a messenger RNA of Neoarthrinium moseri, 270 nucleotides long. RefSeq lists its product as uncharacterized. The transcript has a single exon. The coding region runs from base 1 to 270 and encodes 89 amino acids. The record is from RefSeq and is a predicted model, not a curated record. Lineage: Eukaryota; Fungi; Ascomycota; Sordariomycetes; Amphisphaeriales; Apiosporaceae.
AUGCCGCUUGACAACAACCAGAACCAGGGCGCCACAGGUGCAGCCAAGUUCGUCACCAGCUCUCUUGGUAACGCCGUUGGCGGCGUUGCAAGAACCGUCGGAAACGUGACCGGAGCGGCAGGCCGAGGUGUCGGCGACACUAUCACCGGCGCAACCGGAUCCGCUGGAAAGCCUGUUGGCGAUGCAAUCGGCUCGGUCGGCUCGGGUAUCGAAGGGGGAGCAAGCAAUGUUGCCAAGGGGGUCGAGAACGCUGGACAGUGGAAGAAAUAA